Molecule: messenger RNA, 834 nt
Organism: Suillus bovinus
Lineage: Eukaryota; Fungi; Basidiomycota; Agaricomycetes; Boletales; Suillaceae
Exons: 3
Coding region: 147-581 (144 amino acids)
Source: RefSeq, a predicted model, not a curated record
CAUGGCGUAAAGUCUCGUUAAAGGUGAGCUGCUUGUAUUUCCUUGUAAUAUGUAAGUAUCAUUGCUGAUUUUGUGUUGCCCAUCGGACAUGCACAUCUCAUAAGUCGGACCUCAGAAACGCGAUUCUUCCAACAGCCGAGUAUCGCAUGUGCUCAGUCCUGAAGACACGGGGAUUACGAAUGCGGCGAGCACAGAUUCUAUCUGUUGGUUACUUAUUACCAAUGUUAUCAUGCAUGUAUGGGGUCCCCAAGCCGGGGCCAAGUAACGUCCGAUAUCAAGCGAAUGGCAAAGUUGUAGUUUCACCGAAACCCAUAUCACUGCAUUGUCUCUGCGCCUAUCAUCCUAACCCGCUGUCCGUGGAACAAAACUACCAAGUCAGAAAGAAGUCUACCCUUGAAGGUACUCAAAGCAGUGCUCUGUGCACUGAGUCUGGUCUCCUGGGUUCGUUGGGAUGCCGGUCACCCACAUUGCGCACUACAGCUGCUCCAUUGGAAAAUGUGUUGAGAACAUGUCCGCAUUCCUUUCGGAGCAGACUCGGAUACGGCUCCUUUCUGGUCUCGGUCUUCUUGUUCUUUACCUGAUUGCGAACAUGAUGUUUUAUGAUCGAAGAUGCCGUGGCAACCGAACGCCUUUCAUCAACCUCGCUCACACUGGCCGACUUGGGCAUGCCCGCGCCUAUGUACCGCUCGAUGUUCUGGCCACGUAGCCUACAGGGAUGUUCAUAUACUUUAUAGUUCUUCUUGUUAUGGCUAGCUGCGAGGCCAUGGAACAUGCGAUACAUAUUGAGUAGUCUGGCGAAUGCAUAUACGCUCUGGAUGGUUUCUGGACUUUGCC